AUGACCCAACAAGGCGAAUAUCACAAUUCAUCGGAUAUGCUAAAGCAAAGGUCUUCCUUGGCAAAAUAUGUCCAGUCCAUCAAAGAAUCCCCAGGAGAGAUAUUCAACUGGCGGCUUUUCCUGACUGCAUUUGCAUUUGCCCUUGGGGGAUGUGCCAAAGGCUGGGAUGAAGGAUCUGCCGCUGCCAUUACGCAGCUUCCAUCUUUCCAAAACACGUAUGAACUUGAGGAAAACUCCAUAUCGAAUAUCGUUUCCCUUGUCAACCUAGGUGCCGGAGUAGGGGCAUUGCUAUCGUUCUUAUUAAAUGAUGCAAUUGGUCGAUUGAUGUCGCUUCGCAUAUAUCAGCUCAUUUAUAUUGUCGGUUCUCUCAUAUCUUGCUUCUCCUCAGGCAAUGCCGGGGCUCUUUAUACUGGUCGAAUUAUUGCCGGUCUGGGAAUUGGCGCUCUUUCAGUUGUUUGUCCAAUGGCAAUCUCGGAGAUUGCACCCAAAUCCGUUCGGGGACUUAUGGCUUUGUGGUUUAAUAUAUGCAUGCUCGCUGGCCAAUCACUUGGCGUUUUCAUUGUUUACGGCUGCUCUAUCCAUGUUGCGCCCGGGAAGGAUCUACAGUAUCAAACUCCUUGGUUCUCGCAGACUUUAGCCCCCGCCAUUAGCAUUGCGCUCUCAUUCAUUACCGUGGAGUCUCCUCGGUGGCUGCUACUUGAUCACAGACAAGAACAAUGCCUUGCUGCGUUGAUCAAGCUUCGUGGAUCACCAGGCGAUUCGAGUUGUGUGGACACCGAGUUCCAGAUGAUGGUCUCUAGUAUGGAAGAUCGAGAGGCUGGCCUUGGAAACAACAUCAAGGUCAGUAUUAUCAAAGAGACCUUUUUGGUAAAGUCAAAUCUACGACGGGUGCAAUUGACUAUUUUUGUCUACAUCUUGGCACAAAUGUCCGGUGCUAAUGCCAUCACCAACUAUCUGCCUACAAUUUUUGGUCUGGUCGGAAUCACAAGCUCAGAUGUUAAGGUUUACUCAACUGGCCUUUACACUAUUGCAAAAUUGAUUUGCUGCUUAGCUGCAUCGCUGUUCUUUAUUGACGUCGUUGGACGCCGGAAGUCGCUCAUGAUCGGUAUUUCGGUCCAAAUCGUUUGUCACUCAUACUUGACCGGCUAUCUGAAAAUAUACCAAAGCCACCACGAUAGCAUGAGCAAGGGUUCAACCGAUGCAGCAUUAGCGUUCAUCUAUAUUCAUGCAUUUGGAUGGGCAGUAGGUCUUUACAGCUUGCCUUAUCUUUUUGGCGCAGAGCUCUGGCCUAACAAAAUUCGCUCGUUUGGCGGCGCAUUGUCACAAUGUUUCCAUUGGUUAUUCUACUUCGCUAUAACCAAAGCCACCCCGUCAUUACUUACUAGUCUUCAUCAAUGGGGCGCCUUCGUCCUAUUUGUUGGGUUCUGUGUGGUUGCAUUCAUCUACACUUAUUUCAUUAUCCCUGAAACGGCUGGAAUGAGCCUUGAAGAGAUAAACAGAAUUUUCGAACGCCCCUUGUUUCUUCUUGCUAAGCCCCUAGGCCCUUUAGAUGAAUCCAACGAAGAUACACCCGCGCCGUCGAGAGGUUUGAAAGCCGACCAAGAAUGGGUGGAAAAGGCCUGA
Messenger RNA from Penicillium cosmopolitanum, 1623 nucleotides. RefSeq names its product general substrate transporter. The record is from RefSeq and is a predicted model, not a curated record. Bases 1 to 1623 code for a protein of 540 amino acids. The transcript is spliced from 3 exons. Gene Ontology annotation, biological process: transmembrane transport; carbohydrate transport. Gene Ontology annotation, molecular function: carbohydrate:proton symporter activity. NCBI's taxonomy places the organism in Eukaryota, Fungi, Ascomycota, Eurotiomycetes, Eurotiales, Aspergillaceae. Gene Ontology annotation, cellular component: membrane.